UUCAGUCCAUUAUUAUUAUUUUGAUCUAUAGUGAAAAAGUUAGUCCAUCCGCCCGGUCGACAGCAGACAAUAUUGGUUCAUGCUGCCCAUUAUUGAUCUGGCGACGAAGCAAUAACUACCGUCUGGCCAACUCGAGAAACAUCGAUUGCUUAUUUUCAACAGAAUCCAAUCGCAACUUGAUUCCAUUCAAGAUGGAAAUGUGGGCACAGUCAUAUUGGCCCGCCGUGUACGACUAUCACAGUUACGAUAUUUACGAUAAAAUGCAUCAUUACAGGCAAGUAACGUAUCAGCAGCUCCCGGUUUACCGAGUUCCACCUGUCUUUCGCACCGCAAAAACCACCCCGACACCUCCAAGCGAUUCUCAUUCCUCCAUCGGGUCUGAUGUACGGACAGCAUCUCCACACCGUACGGCGGAAUUCCCCCGAUUGGAUGGAAGUUUUGACCGGCAGCGGUGUCGGGUUUCAGCGGUGGACGUGGAAUCGGUUGAACGGACGAAAGAGACAAGACAGGUGCGAUGUGGCUCACUGGGAGCCGGGGACGGUGGAAAGACUGAAGCGAGCUCGAGGCGAGAAUCAACCCCUCAUAGGACGGGGAACGAUACGCCAGACACUCACUCAUUCUGCAGGGUACUGACUUUCCAAGACCCAAAUGGUCGACCCCGCGAGAUGGUCUUCCCUAAGGCGUUAGAUCUGGAUCGUCCCAAGAGAGCACGCACGAGUUUCACGUCGUAUCAACUGGAGCAGCUGGAGAAGGAGUUUAAGUGCAACCAGUACAUGGUGGGAAGGGAUCGAGCUCGACUGGCGACCAACCUCGAUUUGACAGAAACUCAGGUCAAAGUUUGGUUUCAGAACCGCCGGACCAAGUUCAAGAGAGAACAGUGCAAAGCAGCGGAGUUCAAAGAGAAGAACGCCGAGAGCAUUGCUGCUUGUAACAUUCUGAAAUUGCUGCAGAGCCAACAAGGAGAUACGGCAACAGUGCCCUCUGUCGGAUCUGUCAGUCCAAUUCGAAACCGCCUGAUGACGUCAUGGUGACAUACGCAAUGAAGUCAGAAAUCUUUUGCGACAGCUUCGUGCAUCAGCAAAGGUGGCCUCCCGAACGAAAAACGGGCUGCUAUUGCAUCAAAGAAGCAUUGUGUACAUGUAAUGAGUUACUGCUCGACUGACUCUAAAAGAAACGGAUUAGCAGGGACUUGGGGCAAGAAAGUUCUUUAUCACUUGAGAAGGGCCCGGUUCAGUUUGACGUGUGAGAUCUUCGUCGAUUUUCUGUCUGCGUUAUGAUGGUUGGAGACUUAAGGAAAGUGAGAGCUCAGGUUGCAGAAUUGAUGGAUAAAUUGAACCGAUCAAAGAUCCUUUGUUUGACCUUUUGACAGAAAAAAAGAUAUGAACAAUGAAUUAUUGAACAAGUGAUCGAGGUUAUUUUAUAAAAGGAAAAGGUACUAGAGAGUUUUUGCCUGAAGUUGUUCCAAAAAUGUUAUUGGUACAUGUUUUUAUUUGAACUGUCGGUUGUGGGAUGCAGGCGACGUACGUACGAGUAAAUUUAUUGAAGUAAAAUCCCUACUUAUUUUUUUUGUCAUUUGAUAUCGGCCAUUGUUAAAGACAAUUAUUCGUUAAUCGUUUGAUAAUUUCUUUCAAUGGCGUAGUAAAAAAAUCAUCAU
Molecule: messenger RNA, 1654 nt
Organism: Acanthaster planci (crown-of-thorns starfish)
Lineage: Eukaryota; Metazoa; Echinodermata; Asteroidea; Valvatida; Acanthasteridae
Biological process (GO): brain development; regulation of transcription by RNA polymerase II; neuron differentiation
Cellular component (GO): nucleus
Molecular function (GO): DNA-binding transcription factor activity, RNA polymerase II-specific; RNA polymerase II cis-regulatory region sequence-specific DNA binding
Source: RefSeq, a predicted model, not a curated record